AUGGAAGUGUUGACGCUGUGGCUUCUCCCCUGGAUAUUUCAGUGCGUUUCGGUGCGGGCGGACUCCAUCAUCCACAUCGGUGCCAUAUUUGAGGAGAAUGCAGCUAAGGACGAUGAGGUUUUCCAACUGGCUGUGUCAGACCUCAGCCUCAAUGAUGACAUUCUGCAGAGUGAGAAGAUCACCUAUUCCAUCAAGUUCAUAGAAGCCAAUAACCCCUUCCAGGCAGUGCAGGAAGCCUGCGACCUGAUGACACAGGGUAUCCUGGCCUUAGUUACGUCCACAGGCUGUGCAUCUGCCAAUGCCCUGCAGUCGCUCACGGAUGCCAUGCACAUCCCGCACCUCUUCGUCCAACGUAACCCAGGGGGCUCCCCCCGAACAGCAUGCCACCUGAACCCCAGCCCAGAAGGGGAGGAGUACACACUGGCUUCACGUCCACCCGUUCGCCUGAAUGAUGUCAUGCUCAAGCUGGUCACGGAGCUACGGUGGCAGAAAUUCAUUGUGUUCUAUGACAGCGAUUAUGAUAUCCGUGGGUUGCAGAGCUUUCUGGACCAGGCCUCCAGAUUGGGGCUUGACGUAUCUUUACAAAAGGUGGACAGGAACAUCAGCCGAGUAUUCACCAGCCUCUUUACCACCAUGAAGACUGAGGAACUAAAUCGCUACCGGGAUACUCUACGUCGGGCAAUCCUGCUGCUUAGUCCUCAUGGGGCCCAGACAUUCAUCAAUGAGGCAGUGGAAACCAACCUGGCUUCCAAGGACAGUCACUGGGUGUUUGUUAAUGAGGAAAUCAGUGACCCAGAAAUACUGGAACUUGUGCACAGUGCACUGGGAAGAAUGACUGUGGUCCGGCAGAUCUUCCCAUCGGCAAAGGAUAGCCAGAAGUGCACAAGGAACAACCAUCGCAUCUCCUCAUUGCUCUGUGAUCCACAGGAAGGCUAUCUCCAAAUGUUGCAGGUGUCUAACCUCUACCUGUACGACAGUGUGUUGAUGCUGGCAAAUGCCUUCCACCGAAAGCUGGAAGAUAGGAAGUGGCAUAGCAUGGCAAGCCUGAACUGUAUGCGGAAGUCUACCAAACCUUGGAAUGGGGGCCGAUCCAUGCUAGACACUAUCAAGAAGGGCCACAUCACUGGCCUCACAGGGGUGAUGGAGUUCCGAGAAGACAGCUCCAAUCCCUACGUCCAGUUUGAAAUUCUCGGCACCACUUACAGCGAGACCUUUGGCAAAGACAUGCGCAAGCUGGCGACUUGGGACUCAGAGAAAGGUCUGAAUGGCAGCCUGCAGGAGAGGCACACAGGCAGUCACCUCCAUGGACUGACACUCAAAGUGGUGACUGUCUUGGAAGAACCUUUUGUGAUGGUGGCAGAGAAUAUACUUGGGCAACCGAAGCGCUACAAAGGCUUUUCCAUUGAUGUCCUGGAUGCCCUAGCCAAGACCCUAGGAUUCAAGUAUGAAAUUUAUCAAGCUCCUGAUGGCAAAUAUGGUCACCAACUCCAUAACACCUCCUGGAAUGGGAUGAUUGGGGAACUCAUCAAUAAGAGAGCAGACAUGGCGAUCUCGGCCAUCACCAUCACACCAGAGCGGGAGAGUGUCGUAGACUUCAGCAAACGGUACAUGGAUUAUUCAGUGGGGAUUCUCAUCAAGAAGCCAGAAGAGAAAAUCAACAUUUUCUCUCUCUUUGCUCCUUUUGACUUUGCUGUUUGGGCCUGCAUCGCAGCAGCCAUCCCUGUGGUUGGUGUCUUGAUAUUUGUACUGAACAGAAUACAGGCCGUCAGGUUGCAGAACUCUUCACAGUCUAGUCCAUCAGCGUCCUCCACCCUUCACAGUGCCAUAUGGAUUGUCUAUGGAGCCUUUGUACAGCAAGGUGGAGAAUCACCCACAAACUCCAUGGCCAUGCGCAUUGUCAUGGGGAGCUGGUGGCUUUUCACCCUGAUUGUCUGCUCGUCUUAUACAGCAAACCUGGCUGCCUUCCUCACAGUGUCACGGAUGGACAACCCAAUAAGAACAUUUCAGGAUCUGUCCAAACAAAUGGAUAUAUCUUAUGGCACAGUCAGAGACUCAGCUGUAUAUGAAUACUUUAGAGCCAAGGGGACCAAUCCCUUGGAACAGGACAGCACAUUUGCUGAGCUUUGGAAGACCAUCAGCAAGAACAAUGGGGCUGAUAACUGUGUCUCCAACCCUUCUGAAGGCAUCAGGAAGGCAAAGAAAGGAAAUUACGCGUUUCUGUGGGAUGUUGCAGUGGUGGAAUACGCAGCCCUGACAGAUGAUGAUUGCUCAGUGACCGUAAUUGGCAACAGUAUCAGCAGUAAGGGCUAUGGCAUAGCACUUCAGCAUGGCAGCCCCUACAGGGACCUCUUUUCUCAGAGGAUCCUGGAGCUACAGGAUACUGGUGACUUGGACGUUCUCAAACAAAAAUGGUGGCCACAUAUGGGUCGCUGUGACCUGAAUAGUCACACAAGUGCUCAGACGGAUGGCAAGUCCCUGAAACUACACAGUUUUGCUGGCGUGUUCUGCAUCCUUGCUGUGGGCCUCCUCCUUGCGUGCCUGGUGGCAGCCCUGGAGCUAUGGUGGAACAGCAACCGCUGCCAUCAGGAAACACCAAAAGAGGACAAAGAAGUGAAUUUGGAGCAAGUACAUAGACGUAUGAACAGCUUAAUUGAUGAAGAUAUAGCUCACAAGCAGAUUUCUCCUGCAUCUAUUGAGAUCUCAGCCUUGGAGAUCGGUGGCAUGCCGCCCAGCCAGACCUUGGAGCCGGUUCGCGAGUACCAGAACACUCAGCUUUCGGUCACCACCUUCUUGCCUGAACAGAGCAGUCACGCGGCCAGUCGGACACUAUCAGCAGCAGCAGGCAGUAAUCUGCCACUGCCUCUCAGCAGCUCAGCAACCAUGCCCUCAAUACAGUGCAAACACAGAUCUCCCAACGGGGGACUGUUUCGUCAGAGCCCCGUGAAGACCCCUAUCCCCAUGUCAUUUCAGUCUGUGCCUGGGGGCGUCAUUCCAGAGGCUAUGGAAACUUCCCAUGGAACAUCCAUAUGA
This is a messenger RNA of Vombatus ursinus (common wombat), 3030 nucleotides long. It is a transcript of the gene GRID1, whose product is annotated as glutamate ionotropic receptor delta type subunit 1. Bases 1 to 3030 code for a protein of 1009 amino acids. Gene Ontology annotation, biological process: monoatomic ion transport; modulation of chemical synaptic transmission; synaptic transmission, glutamatergic. Gene Ontology annotation, molecular function: glutamate-gated receptor activity; transmitter-gated monoatomic ion channel activity involved in regulation of postsynaptic membrane potential. Gene Ontology annotation, cellular component: postsynaptic membrane; plasma membrane. The record is from RefSeq and is a predicted model, not a curated record. The transcript is spliced from 16 exons. NCBI's taxonomy places the organism in Eukaryota, Metazoa, Chordata, Mammalia, Diprotodontia, Vombatidae.